Molecule: messenger RNA, 1319 nt
Organism: Physella acuta
Lineage: Eukaryota; Metazoa; Mollusca; Gastropoda; Physidae
Source: RefSeq, a predicted model, not a curated record
AUGUUAGUCCCCGCCCUCCUGACAUUGCUCAUUGCGGGCGCCACCACUGGCAUGCCCGUCCAAGAGGACAUUUCCGGUACCAUCACCAUCACCAUCCGAUCUGAGGAGGCCCACAUUCCGGAGGACAUCUCUGGUACCAUCACAGUAACCUUCAGGGCUGAUGAAGUGCAGAGAAGUGAAGAGGAGAUCUCAGGUACCAUCACCAUCACCAUCAAGUCGCUAGAAGAAUGGAGCACCAAAUCCUUCCUUCCCGCGUCGUUCUCUAAGAGAGAUGGACAGGACAUUAGUGGUAGCAUCACCAUCAACAUCAGAUCUCAAGAAGAGCAGAAAAGAGAUAACAUGGAAGAUAUCUCUGGUACAGUCACCAUCACCAUCAAGUCAGAAGAAGCGUGGACCGACUACAUUGGACCAGCGCUCCAAAUCGCUCAGGCUGCUGCGUCUUUAAUUGGCAAGAGAGAAAUUUCUGAAGAAGCAUGGCUUGAAUUUAUUGGAUCAGCCCUUCAAUUCGCAACUGCUAAUGCUCCAUUACUUGGGAAAAAAGAUCUUACUGAAGAAGGAUGGACCGAUUUUAUUGGCCAAGCUCUCCAAAUUGCAACCAGUGUUGCGCCUUUUCUGCUUGGCAAGAAAGAACUAACGCAAGAAGCAUGGACCGACUACAUAGGACCAGCCCUUCAAGUUGCUCAAGUUAUUGCACCUCUUCUUAUUCAAAAUCAAAAGCGCAGAUACAUAGACGACAUCUUUAUACCACCCCUUGUAACUGGUCGAUAUAUUGGACCACUUCUCAUUGGAAAGAAAGAGCUCUCACAAGAAGCCUGGACUGACUACAUUACAACAGCCCUCGAAGUUGCUCAAAUUGUGACCCCACUGAUUGGUAAGAAAGAACUAUCCCAAGAAGGAUGGACUGAUAUCCUUGGAACGGUUCUUCAAGUUACAGGCAUUGUUGGACCUCUUCUGACUGGCAAUAAAAAAGAACUAACCCAAGAAGCAUGGUCUAACUACAUUGGAACUGCUCUCCAAAUUGCUCAAAUUGUAACCCCACUCAUUGGCAAAAAAGACCUUACCCAGGAUGCAUGGUUUGAUAACCUUCAAAUUGCUACAAUUAUUUCUUAAAAGGAACUUAAUAUCUCAACACAUAACUCUGCUCUCUACUCAAGAUACUUACACGUUAAAUCUUAACUUGUGUGUCAUAAAUAACUUUUUUCAAACUCUUAUUUAGAAAAGGCAGAAGUUUUAGUUUUUAAAACGGUUUGAACCAUGUCAAAAAUGUGCAUGAUAUGUACAAAAUAAUAAUGGCUUUUAAAGUAAUAAACUAAAAAGAA